This is a messenger RNA of Arachis duranensis, 3248 nucleotides long. RefSeq names its product probable boron transporter 2. The transcript has 12 exons. Lineage: Eukaryota; Viridiplantae; Streptophyta; Magnoliopsida; Fabales; Fabaceae. Gene Ontology annotation, cellular component: plasma membrane. Gene Ontology annotation, molecular function: solute:inorganic anion antiporter activity. Gene Ontology annotation, biological process: monoatomic ion homeostasis; transmembrane transport; monoatomic anion transport. The record is from RefSeq and is a predicted model, not a curated record. The coding region runs from base 963 to 3008 and encodes 681 amino acids.
CCAUUUUCACGGUACAGUUCGUAGUCGUACUCCUAGCGCUGCUUCGGCUGCUUCCACUUCAAUCUUCUUUCAUUCAUUCAUUCACUCACUAGUCACACUAUAUAUAACAACUCAUCAUUCGCUAACCCACAUUCUCACCAAAAACACCAUAUCAUUUCUCUGCUUUCUAUUUUCUAUUUAUAUUUAUCCUCACGCUUUGCUCAUUCAUUGGCUCACCAACCGUUACUUCAUUUUCUUUGUUGUCUUAGCGUCAUGUAACUUCCUCAUCUUCUUCUUGUGACUCUGGUAUGCUCCAUUCUCCUUGCAAAACACACAAAGUUUUAAGUAAUUUUGAGUUUUUAUUAUUAAAGCACCCUUUUUCUUUCCUCAUUUUGUUCCAAAGUUACUCGAAAGUGUUAGUUUCGAUCAACUGCGCCAUCUUCCUCGUGUAAAUGUGUAACCGCUCUGUUAUCCUCAAAUGCUUCUGAAAUUAUAACUAAUGCAUGUGGCAAUGAUGAGUUUCCGUUAGAAAUUUAUGUUCAUUUAAUUUGUGUUUAGUUUGGUGGGUGUGUCAUGUAACUUGGAUACAGGUUAGCGAAACUUUCCAUCACCCUGGUAACUAUUAGAAGAGUUGUGCAAUCCGUGUCGUUUUGGUUCAAUUACUAACUCAUUUUGUUAUUAAGAUAAUAUGAUCUAUUCAUUCUUCCUAUUGUUCUAUGAAAUGUAAAUUAUCCAAGUUGGUUCAUUUAUUUAUUUCCCUCAAUCAUGACAAAUGGAUAUCCAUUUCCCCUGCUUUCCUCUUUAGGAAGAGUAUGGCAUAUAGGGUUCUGGUUUCUUAGCCUAAACUUUUGAUUGAGUUUUUUUUUUUCCAAAUGUACAACUUUGAUCACAAUUUUUGUUUCUCAAGUCCUUUGAAGUGAUUCGUUAUCUUAGAAUCACAUAUUCUGUUUCAUUUCAUUGUACUAUAACGGAUAAAGACCUUCAUGGAAGAAACAUUUGUUCCCUUUCGCGGGAUCAAGAAUGAUCUCAAAGGAAGAAUUCUCUGCUAUAAGCAAGAUUGGACCAGUGGAUUCAAGGCAGGCAUCAGGAUCCUUGCCCCAACUACAUACAUAUUUUUUGCAUCAGCUAUUCCUGUUAUCUCUUUUGGGGAGCAAUUAGAGAGAAAUACUGAUGGAACUCUAACUGCAGUGCAGACCCUAGCAUCGACUGCGCUAUGUGGCAUCGUCCAUGCAAUCCUUGGAGGGCAACCUCUCCUCAUUCUAGGUGUAGCUGAGCCAACUGUUCUGAUGUAUACAUUCCUAUACGAUUUUGCAAAGGAUAGAAAAGAUUUGGGGCAAAGGCUGUUCCUCGCUUGGGCUGGAUGGGUAUGUGUUUGGACCGCCUUAUUGCUUUUUUUGUUGGCCAUCCUUGGUGCAUGCUCUAUUAUUAACAGAUUCACACGCCUUGCUGGUGAACUAUUCGGUCUGCUGAUCGCAAUGCUCUUCAUGCAGCAGGCCAUAAGGGGGCUAGUGGAGGAGUUUGGUGUACCACACCAAAGAGAAGGUAUCAAUCAGAUUGCACACGAAUCCUCUUGGCUGUUUGGGAAUGGAAUGUUCGCCUUGGUUUUGUCAUUUGGCCUUCUGUUUACUGCAUUAAGAAGCCGUAAAGCUAGAUCGUGGCGUUAUGGCACAGGUUGCUUGAGGGGAUUUAUAGCUGAUUAUGGAGUUCCUCUUAUGGUUCUUAUGUGGACUGCGGUGUCUUACAUACCGGCUAAUAAUGUUCCAAGGGGAAUCCCAAGGCGACUUUUCAGUCCAAAUCCAUGGUCUCCUGGUGCAUACACAAAUUGGACUGUAAUCAAGGAUAUGUUGAAUGUCCCUCUUAUUUAUAUAAUUGGAGCAUUUAUACCAGCAACUAUGAUUGCUGUGCUUUACUACUUUGAUCACAGUGUUGCAUCCCAACUUGCUCAGCAGAAGGAAUUUAAUUUAAGAAGACCCUCUUCUUAUCAUUAUGAUCUUCUUCUCUUAGGCUUAUUAACCAUAUUGUGUGGACUUAUUGGAAUCCCUCCUUCCAAUGGUGUUAUUCCUCAAUCUCCAAUGCAUACGAAAAGCUUAGCCACUCUAAAGCAUCAGCUUUUGCGGAACAAACUUGUAUCUAGUGCACGAAAAAGUAUUCAGAAAAACCUGAACCUGAGUCAAUUAUACCGAAAUAUGCAAGAAGCAUAUGAUCAAAUGCAAACUCCAUUAUCCCACCAAAUGCCCCCUUCAUUGGGGCUAAAGGAGUUGAAGGAAUCUACAAUUCAACUAGCCUCAAGUCACGGAUAUAUUGAUGCCCCUGUAGAUGAGGUUGUUUUUGAUGUGGACAAAGAUGUUGAUGACCUUUUGCCUGUUGAAGUUAAAGAACAGCGACUAAGCAAUCUGCUACAAGCAAUGCUGGUUGUGGCAUGUGUCGCAGCCAUGCCUCUUUUGAAGAAGAUACCAACUUCAGUGCUCUGGGGUUACUUUGCUUUCAUGGCAAUUGAAAGCUUGCCAGGAAAUCAAUUUUGGGAGAGAAUAUUAUACCUGUUCACUGCUCCAAGCCGAAGAUAUAAAGUUCUGGAGGAACAACAUGCUGCCAAUAUUGAGAUUGUGCCAUUCAAAACUGUCGUCAAGUUUACCUUGUUCCAGACAGCUUACUUGCUUCUCUGCUUUGGUCUAACCUGGAUACCAAUUGCCGGGGUCCUUUUCCCAUUGUUAAUCAUGCUUCUCAUCCCUAUAAGGCAAUAUUUCCUUCCUAAGUUUUUUAAAGGAGCUCAUCUUCAAGAUUUGGAUGCUGCAGCGUACGAGGAUAUGCCUGCUAUUCCUUUCAACUUUUUGUUUGAAGAUUCAAAUAUUGAGGCAACAAAUUUCAACACUAAUGGUGGGGAAAUUCUUGAUGGAAUUAUCACAAGGAGUCGUGGGGAAAUUCGCAUCACACAAAGCCCAAAAACAUUAAGUUCAACUCCAACACCUUCUAGUGAUAUUAUACCUGCUAAUGGAAAUACCUCAAAGCAUACACAGCCCUCAAGUAACUGAAUUGAGAGGGUAAAAAGCAGCAUAGGAUGAACCAUGAAGCAGAGUAAACUGAAAGAAACUACUUGUUCAUGGCAUUUGAUUUGUAGGGGCGUUUAACUAAUUUCGAGUUAAAAAUAUCAUUAUGAGCUUCAUUCAUGUAACAAAAGUAUUGGAUCUAAACCUGUCUUGGGUUUAUUUUAUGUAGUUUACGUUAUUAAGAUUCAAUGAAGAGAUUAGUAAAUUCCUUUUUAGUCUUACAAA